UCGCCUAUCCUCUCCUCCCCCACCCAUCCCCAGCAACGACACAUCUCUCCUCCUCCCCUCUGCCGCAAAUCCCGGCGACUCCGUCCCCGUCCCCGUCCCCCUGCCGGCCUCGGCUCCUCCUCUCUCUCUCCCAACGCCGCACGUCCGAACACCCCACUUCCCCGUCCUUACCCGACUCCGUUUCGUGCGCGGUGAACCGAAGGCGCGGCGCGGGCCACUGCGGGGGCGGUGAGGUCUCCCCUUCGCGGCGCGCGAGCGCCCCUAUGGGCCGGUCGUCGCCAGCUAUAUACCGCUACCAGCUCGUCGACCGGCGGAAAGGUAUCGGCUCGCGUUGGCGGAAGCUCUCCAGAUCUGCUGGCGUAGAGGAGGCUCGCCUCGGGUUCCGGUGGUAGAUCUGGCAAGGAUCCUCGCCUCCGGAUCUCGUGAUUUGGCUUGCCCCGGCUUUUCUCUCCAAGCGUCCUUCCUUUUGCACCUCUUUGUUUCGGCGGCGUGGGUAGCUGGUGCUGGUGCUGGCCUGGAGAGCGUGGAAGGGCUUGGGCAAAUCUUAAUUGGAAGAGUUUUCUUGUACAUGUAAUUUCUGUUAAAAGAUGAGUUCACUUAAUAAACUUAUUCCAAAUAAUGGAGAUGCAAGGUUGAUGUUACCAAAUAAAGUUACCGCAUUAAACCCUAAUGCAGCAGAAUUUGUACCUUCAUGUAUUAUUAGACCAUCCUUUGGAGGCAGCACAGCUUCAGACGCAAGCAAGUCAGAUUUUAGGGGGUCUUCUGGAAAAACAAUUCUAGAUAGGUCUGAGUCGUCAAAGUCUAAUAACUCGGACGAUGAGGCACACCAGUUUUGGCGUAAGCAGCUUCCAGAUGAUAUUAUUCCAGACUUCAGUUCUUUUGAGAAAAUUGAACAAGAACCUGAAGAACUGUCCGUUGCUGGAUUAUCCUUGAAUGCACCUCCUUUCUAUGGGACAAAAGGUAGUCCCUUGUCAAGAGAACACCAGGAGUUGUCUUCUCCAGCUAGCAAGAGCCUUGAGCUGGGGCACUCCAAUUUGCUUUAUGAGGAUAGUUCACAUGCAGCCUUCUCAACUAUGGGUUCAAGCAACUGGGAGCAAAAUUAUGUGGGUGAUCUCCAUUUCACUAAUGAAAAUCAGGACCUUCAUUAUGAUUCUGAAAGUGCCACGGGCUUUCCCGACAGUUUUGCUAGUGAAUACGCUGUCGCAUCAGAUGGCUUUGUGGACCCUCUAGAGUAUCUAGCAUCUCAGUUUCCGGGAUUUUCGGCGGAGAGCCUUGCAGAGCUGUACUAUGCAAAUGGAUGUGACUUCAAUCAUACUAUUGAAAUCCUCACCCAGCUGGAGAUGCAAGUGGAUCCUACCUCCAACCAGAGUAUGAAUUUGACCCCCAGUGCACCAAACUUUAGCACGGGGGACUUCCCUGCUCUGCCAACAACAGAAGAUCAAAAUGGUUUCUCUAACGGAAAUGUGGAUAUCCUUGGCAUCUUCAAUGGACGUAAUUCGUCCAGCAUAUCUAGUGGUACUGGUGACUUUGUUUCAGCUGUUCGGAAACUUGCAUCGCAGAAUUCUGGCCACCUGAAGUUCAAGAAAGGUCCUGACUACGGCAAUGGUGUUUCAACUGUUUCUUCUGUGCCCAAACAAUACAGUUCUAGCAUUAAGGCAUCUUCUGGGAACAAGUUUCAGAGUGUUAGCAAUGCGAGAGCAGCUCCAUGGCUUGAUACUGGUGAUGCAGUAGCAAAUAUGUAUUCAGAAUCGAGGGAAGAAGCUCGUGAUUUUGCCCGUGUCCGAAAUGCAUGUUUUGAGCAAGCUAGGCAAGCUUACCUCGUUGGCAACAAAGCUCUGGCCAAGGAACUUAGCAUCAAGGGACAGUCCUACAAUUCACAAAUGAAAGCAGCUCACGAGAGAGCUAGAGAAGCUAUUUAUCGACAGAGGAACCCUACUUCUUUGCAACGGGGGAGUGACCGUCUGAUCGAUUUACAUGGCCUCCAUGUGAGCGAAGCAAUCCAUAUCCUGAAGGUUGAGCUUGGUGCCCUGAGGAGCACGGCAAGGGCUGCAGGGGAGAGGAUGCAAGUCAUGAUAUGUGUCGGAACAGGCCACCACACCAAGGGUUCUCGCACCGCAAGGUUGCCUAUUGCUGUCGAGCAGUUCCUUCUGGACCAAGGCCUCCAUUACACACAGCCACAGCCUGGUCUGCUCCGGGUCGCUGUGUACUAACAUCUCUUAGGUAAGCGCCACACAUUGAAAAGCAACCCAAAAAAACGGAGAAAGAGAUGUAAGAAAGGAAAAAAAAAAAACAGCUGUUGGAGCAACUGUAAGUUCUUGGUAGUUGUAUAUUAAAAGAGGCAGCAGGAGAAUAGCCUGACAAACAGAAUACAGUGUAAAAAUACAUAGAUUCAUUCAAUUCAGAUUCCAUUUUCUGAA
Molecule: messenger RNA, 2417 nt
Organism: Brachypodium distachyon (stiff brome)
Lineage: Eukaryota; Viridiplantae; Streptophyta; Magnoliopsida; Poales; Poaceae
Product: polyadenylate-binding protein-interacting protein 7
Exons: 6
Coding region: 588-2210 (540 amino acids)
Source: RefSeq, a predicted model, not a curated record